Phodopus roborovskii (desert hamster) is the source of this 3774-nucleotide messenger RNA. It is a transcript of the gene Ophn1, whose product is annotated as oligophrenin 1. The coding region runs from base 287 to 2695 and encodes 802 amino acids. Gene Ontology annotation, molecular function: GTPase activator activity; protein binding. The record is from RefSeq and is a predicted model, not a curated record. NCBI's taxonomy places the organism in Eukaryota, Metazoa, Chordata, Mammalia, Rodentia, Cricetidae. Gene Ontology annotation, cellular component: cytoplasm. Gene Ontology annotation, biological process: signal transduction. The transcript is spliced from 25 exons.
GGGGAUCCGGGGAAGGAAGCCUCAGCUGGCUUGGGAGCGCAGAGAGGCGGCCCCCGCGCCGGCGCUCUCCCCGCCUCCACCCUGGGCCGCCCAGGACUCAGCACUGCGCUUCGGGGAGGCGAUGACCAGGGGGCGUGCUGUUCGCUAGGCUGCACCCUGCCGGCGUCAGAAGGCGUUGGUAAGCAUUCCCGGUCACUCGCAGCCACCACUGGACUACGCGCUCCUGCUACACACCAGCGGGCGCUCCCCAGAGUUUCAUUGGAACAGUCCCUCCGCUAUCGUAACCAUGGGGCAUCCCCCGCUGGAGUUCAGCGACUGCUACCUCGACAGCCCCGAUUUCCGCGAGAGGCUCAAGUGUUAUGAACAGGAGCUGGAGAGGACCAAUAAAUUCAUCAAAGACGUGAUCAAAGACGGCAGCGCGCUUAUCAGCGCUAUGAGAAAUUACUCUUCUGCGGUUCAGAAAUUUUCCCAGACACUGCAGUCUUUUCAGUUUGAUUUCAUCGGGGACACUCUGACCGAUGAUGAAAUUAAUAUCGCGGAAUCAUUCAAGGAAUUUGCUGAAUUGCUCAAUGAAGUAGAAAACGAGAGGAUGAUGAUGGUACAAAAUGCUAGUGACUUGCUGAUCAAACCCCUGGAAACUUUUCGGAAGGAACAAAUAGGUUUCACAAAGGAGAGGAAGAAGAAAUUUGAAAAGGAUGGUGAGAGGUUUUACUCAUUACUGGACCGGCACUUACAUCUGUCAUCCAAAAAGAAAGAAUCUCAGUUGCUAGAGGCAGACCUCCAAGUGGAUAAGGAAAGGCACAGUUUCUUCGAGUCCUCUCUUGAUUAUGUCUAUCAAAUCCAGGAAGUUCAAGAGUCCAAGAAGUUCAAUAUUGUGGAGCCAGUCUUGGCCUUUCUUCACAGCCUCUUCAUUUCCAACAGCUUGACUGUGGAGCUCACACAGGAUUUCCUCCCAUACAAACAGCAGCUGCAGCUCAGUUUACAGAAUACAAGAAAUCAUUUCUCCAGUACCCGAGAAGAGAUGGAAGAACUUAAGAAAAGGAUGAAAGAAGCUCCUCAGACAUGCAAACUUCCAGGACAGCCAACCAUUGAAGGCUAUCUCUAUACACAGGAGAAAUGGGCUCUGGGGAUAUCCUGGGUGAAAUACUACUGCCAGUAUGAGAAAGAAACUAGGACACUCACCAUGACACCAAUGGAACAGAAGCCAGGUGCUAAGCAGGGACCCGUGGAUCUAACUUUGAAAUACUGCGUGAGAAGAAAGACAGAGUCAAUUGACAAGAGAUUCUGUUUUGAUAUAGAAACGAAUGAAAGACCAGGAACCAUCACUCUGCAGGCACCUUCAGAAGCCAAUAGAAGGCUAUGGAUGGAAGCUAUGGAUGGGAAAGAACCUAUCUACCACAGCCCCAUAACAAAACAGGAAGAAAUGGAGCUGAAUGAAGUGGGGUUCAAGUUCGUUAGGAAGUGCAUCAAUUUUAUUGAGACCAAAGGGAUCAAGACAGAAGGGUUGUACCGCACAGUGGGCAGCAACAUCCAGGUUCAGAAGCUGCUUAAUGCCUUUUUUGAUCCAAAAUGCCCAGGAGAUGUGGAUUUUCAUAAUAGUGACUGGGACAUUAAGACAAUCACAAGCUCCUUAAAAUUCUACCUCAGGAAUCUUUCAGAGCCUGUCAUGACUUAUAAGCUUCACAAAGAACUCGUCUCUGCUGCCAAAUCUGACAACCUAGAUUACCGUUUGGGGGCUAUUCACUCCCUAGUAUAUAAGCUACCAGAAAAGAACCGGGAAAUGCUGGAACUUCUAAUCAGACACUUGGUAAAUGUGUGUGAGCACAGCAAAGAGAAUCUUAUGACACCUUCCAAUAUGGGGGUGAUCUUUGGGCCAACCCUGAUGAGAGCUCAAGAGGACACUGUGGCUGCUAUGAUGAACAUCAAAUUCCAGAACAUUGUGGUGGAAAUCCUGAUUGAACACUUCGGCAAGAUAUAUUUAGGUCCACCUGAGGACAGCCAAGUACCUCCAGUGCCUCCACCUCGGGUGACAGCAAGAAGGCACAAACCAAUCACAAUCUCGAAGCGUUUGCUGAGAGAAAAGACAGUGUUCUAUACUUCUUCCCUGGAUGAAAGUGAAGAUGAAACCCAGCAUCAAACUCCUAAUGGUACAAUCACCUGCAACCUGGAUCCCCCAAAGCUACCGCAGCACCUCAAACUAUCCAUUCAGAAAAGUGGGGAAAUGGACCCUGGAAGAAAGUCCCCAAACAGACCUGUUUCUGACUGUCAAUCAGAGCCCUGCCCAGAGGUGGAUGUGGGGAAGCUGGUAUAUAGGUUGCAGGAUGGAGGGAUCAAGGCUACUCCAAAGGCCACCAAUGGACCUGUGCCAGGUUCUGGACCCACAAAGACCCCCUCUUUCCAUAUAAAGAGACAAGCUCCCCGACCAGUGGCUCACCACAAAGAAGGAGAUACUGACUGUUUCAGCAAAGUUCGGCCCCCAGGAGAAAAGCAAACAAUCAUCCGUCCUCCUGUGAGGCCACCAGACCCUCCUUGCCGGGCCAGUACUUCACAAAAGCCAGAACCAAAGCCAGACACUGUAGCUGGUAAUGCAGGGGAAAUCCCAUCAUCUGUGGUGGCAUCCAGGACAAGAUUCUUUGAAACAGCAUCACGGAAAACUGGAAGUUCUCAAGGGAAACUUCCUGGAGAUGAAAGCUGAGGCCACAGGUUUGAAAGGACUUGGCCUUAGGGACCCUUUCGAGGUUGUAAAAGGGUCUAUUUCAAACCCUUGUGAGCCAUUUGGUGCUGAAGAGCAGCUCAUUUCUGGCCUUUUACCUUUAGUAUCUGGGAAGUCAUAAAAUAAGGAGCACAUGUUUUAGACACACAUGUUUGUUUCUCCUUUGUAUGCUGUCUUUUCCUGGAAUGUCUGUUGUAAGCAGCUCCUAGGACACUGGAUGGCUGGAUUCUCUCAAGCAACAAACUCUACUGAAGUGAAAAUACCUAUUGAAGAGGGGAACCUAGUUUCCCACACUUCUCUGAGCUUAUUGUCUCCUCAAAGUUCAUUGGACUCUGAAUGAAUCAGGAUUAAAGGCUAAUCUUAGGGGCGUCCCACCCUGAUCUAAAGACCACAUGAGUUGGGGCCAUUGUUUACUUGGAAGGGAGUAGGGAUGUUAGCUGAACAUUGGAGAAUUGUGUCAUGUCUCUUUUUGAGGAUAUGGACACUAACUAGUACCAGAUUGUCACCCUGGUACCAUGACAUGUUAAUGAAAUCUGGUGGAAUCAGACUGCAUGAAUGAUUCCCACCCAGUGUCCUUACCCAGGAUGGGCUUAGGAAGGUAGCCUUUCUGCUUUUGCCUCCAGCUUCUGAGGACAAAUCUGCUAAGCAUGUUUUGCAUGUCAAAGCCUAGGUCUGUCUGGAUUUUCCUUUUGCCUACUUCACCCAAUAGCUUCCUUUCCAGCAAUCAACAAAUAAAACAAAACAGAAAUCGUUUCUGUAAAAAAGGGUCAAAUGUUAGGAAAAAUUGUUAAGAUUGACUGAGUCUAAGGAAUUGUUGUCAUGGCUUCUUAUUUGCCUCUAGCUUACAAGCUCUUUUAUUUCCUGAAAAACAAGCAAACCGACACAGCUACAAACAAACAAAACCAGAUCUUAGCCAAGUGCCUGUGGAUUCUGGAACUCCGUGAUGCCCCCAAGAUGACAUAUACAAUUCCAUGAGGGUAAUGCCUUUUCUGAGCAGAUGGUUCAUAACAUUCUACUGGAUUUCAAAUGGGACUGCAACCCAAUAAAGGUUAAGAACCACA